CGUAAAAUUAAAUUCGCAACAGUUACCUAUUCUUUAAAACACGCCAAAAAGAAACAUGGCUUUUGCAUUCGUUAUUCUUUCUGUGACAAUAUUAAUCCUAUUAAUGUUCUACCUGAUCAAGAAAUACACCUACUGGAAGAGACAAGGAAUUCCAACCGUGAGAGGAACCCUUCCAUUCGUUGGUCACAUGCUACCUGUGUUAACUACAAAAUUAAAUUACUCCGAACUAAAUCACAAAAUGCAUAUCGAGUAUAAAAAUCAUAGCAUGGUUGGAUAUUACAAAUUGACCAAUCCAGUGUUGCUGGUCCGUGAUCCAUAUUUAGCCGAUAUCGUAUUGAAGAGCAAAUUUUCCUGUUUCCAAAAAACCGGAGUGGUCGCACAUCCAGACAUGGAUCCCCUUCUGGCGAAAAAUGCAUUUUUCGUUGUUGGCGAAGAAUGGGCGAACGCGAGAAGACGUCUGAUCAACUCGUUCACGAACGUGAAGUUGAAAACCCUCUUGGAGUCUACUAAUGUCGUGUGCAAAAAAAUGGAGGAUUAUAUCGAUCGAAGGUUGCAGACGACUAAAAAGUACGAAACGGAAUUGAAGACAUUAUGCUUGCAAUUUACCGGUGAAAUGAUUGCGAACGUUGGCGUGGGCGUUGAAGGAUACUGUUUCGAUGAAAUACCGCAUCCGGCAGCCUUCAAUCGGAUCGGCGAUUGGUUCUUCAAGUCGAACUUGAGACAAGUGCUAGAGAUGACGGUUAUGUUCACGCCUGGACUGAACAGUACGCUCAAGAUGAAAUACAUACCAGAGAAAAUGGAAAGAUUCUUCAGGGACAUUGUUUCGCAAAAUCUGGAGAUCAGACGACAAGAUUCAACUCCCAGGUCUGAUAUUCUCCAAUCGAUACUCGACUACCUGAACUGGAAGAAAGAGGAGAUCGACGAAGAAAUGAUAGCAUCUGACGUGUUAUCCUUUUACAUGGACGGUUAUGAAACAUCCGCUAUUGCAAUUAGUUUCACUGCUUUUCUUCUGGCGCAAUACCCAGAAAUUCAAGAGAAACUCCGACGGGAAAUAAUGUCUAAAAUCGAGAAAUACAACGGUGCCGUAACGUUCGAAGGUUUGAGGGAAAUGACAUACAUGGAUCAAGUGAUCAACGAAACUCAAAGGCGUUACUCUACUAUAAGCUUUAUAACUAGAGUGUGUACAGAAGAAUGCGAAUUGCGCGGCUCGGAUGGACUGACCUAUCGCGUGGAACCUGGUAUGGAAGUGAUCGUAUCUAAUCAAGGUUUCCAUUUGGACCCGGAAUACUGGCCGGACCCGGAGCUGUUCGAUCCCGAACGAUUCAGCGAAGAAAGAAAGCAUACCAUAGAAAAACUGGCGUUCCUUCCCUUUGGAGAAGGUCCAAGAUUAUGCGCUGGAAUGAAAAUGGCUCAGCUUCAACUUAAGUCCUUUUUGACCACCUUGAUUAGCAAGUAUAGAUUAGAAUUAUCAGAGAAAACGCAGCUUCCUAUCAAGCUUUCUGGUCUGAAUUUUUUAACCGAACCAAUUGGAGGACUCUGGGUUCAUAUUUCCAAGAUUUGAAGGCUACUUUUCUGUACUUCGCGACAAAGGAUCGAUAAUACUGGUAUUCGGGCUAUUCGAGUAUCGAUUAUCGCUCGAGACUAUACAGAAGUUCAACUAAUUACAAGAACAAUGCAGAAGAACGUCAUGUGUCGUGUAAAUGAAAAUGUUCCUCGCAAUAAAACAAUUUUCAACGAAACAACGCGUUUUGCGAGAAACGCAUAGUUCUCGAAAAUAAAAAAAAAAAAAAAAAAAAAGAGAUGGGUAGGUAUAUCCAGUAGAACAAUUUGACGUGUGCAGAGAAGUGGAUGAUAACAGGGAAAAAUAAUUUUUCUCUCUUUUCCUCUUGAAAAUAACGUGUGUGUUUUGCAUGGCAUUUGUACCAUUCGGAACGAUACGUUAGCAAACUGUUUGACGAGAGGAAUCGAAUGAAAUCCGCUCGGCAAACGUAACGUGUCAAUGCAUAAAAGGAAACGACGUGACAAGAGGCACGAAAUCGAUAGAGAGCAAGGGAGAAAAGGAUAUAGAGGAGGAAUAAAACGAAAUAAAUUGCAGGAAUAAACAUGAGACAGAAAACGGCACCACUCGUGUAACGAGCACGUUCGUUUCAACUUCCCGUACGAACACCAUUCGCGAAGGACUUUUACUAAAUAGUCUUCUGAUUUACUGCCACCUCGUCUGGCCACGAAUUGUAAAUAAUCAUCCUGAUCGUCGAGCAGUUUCGCGCGCACGAACCAACUUCCGGCGUUUUUGUUUCCGGAAUUAAUUCUCACCACGCGGUAACAUUUAACGACGUUGCAAAUAAUCCUGGAGAAGUUGAAAACUCCUUUGCGUUUCGAGCUUAAAUUCAUUUUCUACCCUCACGAUUUUCACGCAACCGGGGUUAAGGAAAUCUCCCAACCCUCGGCCUCUCAAAGACCGAAUCGUAAUUACUGUACGUACAGAAAUACACGGUGAAAAGAAUUAAUAAAGGUAAUACGGAGUUUAUGAAAAGCGAGCCUUCUCGAGAGGCACAGGUAAGUGCAAAAGGUGUACGGGAUCGUGGAACCGAAAGAAUUUUAAGAUAAGUUAUCGAGUAAAAUCGUCAUUUAAAUUACGAAAUUGCAGAAAAUUUGCAAUCAACGAAACAGCCUCUUCGUUUGUCACACUGUAUUAUACUGAAUAUUACACGGAUGUUAUAACCAUUCA
Messenger RNA from Osmia lignaria (orchard mason bee), 2728 nucleotides. RefSeq names its product putative cytochrome P450 6a13. The record is from RefSeq and is a predicted model, not a curated record. Lineage: Eukaryota; Metazoa; Arthropoda; Insecta; Hymenoptera; Megachilidae. Gene Ontology annotation, molecular function: iron ion binding; oxidoreductase activity, acting on paired donors, with incorporation or reduction of molecular oxygen; heme binding.